GAAGAAGAUGAUUCUGACCAAUGAGAAUCGCGCGGGUACGUUUCAAAACAAAAAUGGCGACAGAAAGAGCAGUUGUGUUACUAGAAAAAACAGACCCUAAUCAUUUGAAGACAUGCGACUCCACCGAGGUCCAGGACGCUGGAGAAGGAAAAGUUAUGACCGCUUAUUUAAAGGACUGCAGACGGAAACAGAAGCUCAUGUGCCAGCAGUAUGGUGUGAUGGAUGAUAUGUUGAAGCUUCUUGCAGGUCUGGAGUCAGCAGAGCAGUUUCUGAAUGAACCCUGUCCACCUAAACCAGAUACUGAGGCCAGCACUCUCUGGAAAGCUUUGAAGGCAGAGUAUCUUCAGCAAGUCCAGGAAGUCGAGGGGAUAAUAGGCACACUGGUGGAGCACAUGGAAGAGCUACUCAAAAAACGGCAAAGGCUGGAGGCUCUGCUGGUAGCCCUGGAAAAGAAGAAAGAGGAGUGCAAGGAAAAGGAGAGAGCUGCAUUACAGUCAAAGCAGAGAGCUGAAAAACAGAUGAAUUUGCAAAUAGAUGAUUCCCUGGAGAGAGCCCAGAGUGCCUUGCGUGCUUGUGACAGACGGCUUUCUCAACUCAAAAUUCAAGUAGAUGAACAGUUGGCCCAGGCAGCUAAUUGGACCGCUUUUAGAGACAGGUUACAGGCUACCCUGGAAGUCACUCAGGCUAAUAUGCAGUACAGGUUGCUAUCUGCAAGCCCUUCAGAGCUGUGUCUCGAGCUUCUGCCCCGCUCCACCCAGCAGUCCCUACAGCCUCUGCAUCUGUCUGUCACCAUGACUACAGAAGACCACUUCCGCCUGCAGGUUUUUCAGGGCACUGCAGGCCUCUUGGAGGAGUCAGUAGAAGGCCCUAUAAGAGAGCUGAGUGCUGCGCUGUUGGAAGUGAUGGAGUGCUAUAUUAGUCAAGGAAAGAUGCUCGCUGAAAUCCAGGCUCUGCAUUCCAGGUUUGCAAUCGACUGGUGCCCAGCAAAGCGCCUGCUGAUUUUCCUCAAGUCUGCCACCACAGUGUGCCACCUGGAGCUGGACGAGGGCUACCCGUCAAGUGGCCAAGCCAAACUGCUUGCUGUGCGCAAAGAUGGGGAGCUUCUUAAUUUGUCUGACCUGCAGCCCCCUGUGAUGAAUCCUAGUCUGACAGAUUGGCUCGAGUUUCUCUUCUUGUAUCCAGAUUUAUAAAGACUGCCUGCAGCAUCACGCGACUCGGGUGGGAGAGGGUCCUGAAGUGAAUCAGUAAAAAUUGUUAAUUAUAUCUGCAUCGCAACUGUAGGUGUAUACUGAAAUAGUCUUGUGUUUCAGCUGGUCAUGUAUAUAAACUGAAUAAAGUGUUUUAUUCAGUGCUGUUA
Neoarius graeffei (lesser salmon catfish) is the source of this 1357-nucleotide messenger RNA. RefSeq lists its product as uncharacterized. The transcript has 10 exons. Gene Ontology annotation, cellular component: nuclear body; dendrite; kinetochore. Gene Ontology annotation, biological process: establishment of localization in cell; mitotic cell cycle checkpoint signaling; mitotic sister chromatid segregation. The record is from RefSeq and is a predicted model, not a curated record. The coding region runs from base 21 to 1190 and encodes 389 amino acids. Lineage: Eukaryota; Metazoa; Chordata; Actinopteri; Siluriformes; Ariidae.